UUCUUUCCAAUCAGUGUGGAGAGAAAGCAGCAGUCCCGCACGAGGAUCUUCCACCGAUGGCGGCAUCACUUGCAGCAUCCUCUGGACCAGCAGCGCGUGUGCCCGAGUCCCCCAUCAUCACCAUGGCGGCGGGUGGCAGCUCCCCCACGGCCGCUUUCUUGCUGUGCCUGCUGCUAGGCUCAAUCUCCCUGCAGCUGGACGCCGGAGGCACCGAGGAGGCGGCGGCGGCGGAGAAAGCAGACAAUUCGAUGCAGGAUGAGCGCUGGCGCUACGGCAACCGCGGGAUGGAGACCUGGAAGCCUUUCCGAGACGAUGACGAUGUUCGAAAGGUGGAGGACGGCGCGACCUUGAAUGAGAACACGGCCGGCACCGAGGACCCGUGUCGCGAUGUCAAGUGCGGCCGCCACAAGUUGUGCGUGGCGCACGCUUCCCAGAGGCCCGUCUGCAUCACUCGGAAGAAGCUCGAGCAAAGAAUCCAGAUGGUGGAGGUGCCGGGGAGGCGCGACCCCAACUGUCCCUCUUGUCCCCCAGCCGCCUCGGCACCCGUGUGCGGUUCCGACGGGCAUAACUAUGCCUCACAGUGUAAGCUCCAGCAGCAGGCCUGCCUCACGGGCAAAGUUUUGAGCAUCAUGUGUGCUGGAUUUUGUCCCUGCGCCGCCUCCAUUACCUCCGCCAAGGCCGAAGCCAAACUUGAGAGCUGCACAGGCGAGGCGCUGGCCAGCUUGGGAAAGCGUCUCGGGGAUUGGUUCCAGUUGCUGCACGGAAACGCCAAACACAACAAGUCGGCCAAGCCGGCGGCCGCCACUGCCUCAGCGCUGGAAAGGAGCUUGCUGGCCAGCUGCAAGGACUCCAUAUUGUGGAUGUUCCUGAAACUGGACGCUGACGGCGACUUGCACCUGCGGGCCGGCGAGCUGGCCGCCGUCAACCUGGACAAGUACGAGCCUUGCGUCGGGCCGUUCUUCAAUUCCUGCGACAGCAUCGAGGACGGCAAAGUCUCCGUGGCCGAGUGGUGCCUCUGUUUCUGGAGGGAAAAGCCGCCGUGCCUGGCUGAGCUGGAGAAGAUCCAAGCGAACCACGUGGCCAAAAACAAGCCCAUACGCACAUACAUACCCACCUGUGACGAGGAUGGCUACUAUCGGAAGUGGCAGUGCGAGCAAAGUGGCGGCGAGUGUUGGUGUGUGGACCAACAGGGCGGCAGCGAGGUAGCCGGCACCAGAAUGCGCGGCAACCCCGAAUGCGAUGAAGCGUUGGGAUAUUCCGGCCAUUUCGGGAGCGGGGUGGGCUGGGAAGAUGAAGAGGAGAAGGAGGUGGAGGAGGAGGAAGAGGAGGAGGAAGAGGAGGAGACUGAUGAUGGAGGCUACAUCUGGUAGCAGCUGCCGCAGGGAGCCCAAACGGCGAGCCCCGUUCAGGGACAGCAAAGGAGUCCGAAUCAGGAAAGAUUCCCCAUGAGGAGGUGACAAGCAUUCUAUUUUAUUUUAUUUUUUGGUCUUGGGGAUUGCUAAUUGCCUCAUUCUGUAUUCUGGACAUAUAAUAUGACCGCAGCAAAGUGUUAGCUUAGCGCAAGUAUCCGAAUGUUUGAGGUAAGGACAAGAAAAUAAAGAGGUUGACACACCCAAAUUCGGUGCAGGUGCAUUGCUGAGAUGAACGGUUGAAAAACAUGUUUUGGCGUUUCCGUCCAUGCAAAGGCAACGUUAGCAAUAUUGAAUAACUAAAUAAAUUUGGAAAUAUCCGGAUGGGAAAAGAUUGCCAAGCUAUGUUAGCUCAGCAUAUAGACCCAAACACACGUUUCUUUUGACGCAAAGUGUUAGCGUGUUUAUUUCUCGCAUCAGCGAGUCCGUUUUAAAAUUUUAAAAAAACAUUUGGAAUGGAAGCGUUAGAACUUCACACUGGACCUUUGAAGUGUCGCUCAUUUGCAUACACACCAUCCACUGUACAUUUACACGCCUCGUCCGUCCAUUCAGAUGCAUAUGAGGUAGACGCUAAAGUCGGAUUUUGUAGCCACACAAUCAUUUAUUAGUAACAAAAAAAACUGUUUAUUGCCCAAAAAUUGCACACGGAAUGUGAUUUAGUGUCAUUUUAUAUUUUUUUUGUGGACAAGCAUGAAAUGUCCAUAAAAUGUAGAUUGAUGUCCCCCCCCACGCCAUCCUUACUUCUCGUAGUAGAACCAUUUGUCAACUGAAAUAAAUAAAC
Hippocampus zosterae (dwarf seahorse) is the source of this 2190-nucleotide messenger RNA. RefSeq names its product testican-2-like. Gene Ontology annotation, molecular function: protein binding; calcium ion binding. The record is from RefSeq and is a predicted model, not a curated record. The transcript has 10 exons. The coding region runs from base 57 to 1370 and encodes 437 amino acids. NCBI's taxonomy places the organism in Eukaryota, Metazoa, Chordata, Actinopteri, Syngnathiformes, Syngnathidae.